CCGAUCUGAUUGACCGCAAGCACAAAUCCAUCCUUGGUUAAACGCUCGUUCUGUCGUACUCAUGUCCGAUCCUACAUCGCAGUCCAAUUACGCUGCGAUCUUUUCCGAGCAUAUUGCUUUAGUCUGGGUUGUCGAUUUUUCCCAGAAAAUCAUAAGUGGCCACGCUACGCAUACACUCCGUGUCAAGGACGCUAGUGUCAAGGAGGUCGUGUUCGACACCUUGGACCUGAGUGUGGAACGAGCAGAGGUUGACUCGAAACCUGCUGAUCACCAUCUGGACGAACCCCACAAUGUCAUGGGUUCCGCGUUGCAUGUCUCGCUCCCGCCUGGUGUCGUCUUGACGGAAGACGGAACUGUCGAGGUCAAAAUAUACUAUCGCACCACAAAUGCGUGCCCGGCGUUACAGUGGCUGGGAAAGGAAGCCACGCAGGGCAAAGCCUUCCCUUACCUCUUUUCGCAAUGCCAGCCCAUCUACGCUCGAUCAUUGGCGCCAGUUCAAGACACCCCCUCCGUCAAAAUUACCUACAGUGCACGAGUCGCAUCGACGCUUCCUGUGCUCAUGUCCGCUCGGCGUGUUUCCCCUCCUUCAGACGGGCCUCCGCAUGAUGGCAAGGAGAUCGGGAAGGAAACUGUGACGUAUGUCUACGACCAGCCUGUUCCGAUACCCUCGUACCUUCUCGCCAUUGCAUCGGGUAACGUACGAUAUCGCGCUCUCCCGAAACCGGAAAGCAAGAAAUGGACCACUGGUAUUUGGGCUGAACCGGAACUCAUUGAUGCUGCGUACUGGGAAUUCAGCGAAGACACUGCGCGAUAUCUGGCUGCUGAGGAAGAAUUGGUGUUACCGUAUCGGUUCGGCGUAUACGACUUACUGGUGCUGCCGCCUUCGUUCCCCUACGGAGGAAUGGAGAAUGCCUGUUUGACUUUCCUGACACCCACACUCCUCACCGGUGAUCGUACCUUGGUUGACGUCGUCGUCCAUGAGGCUACUCAUUCCUGGUUUGGUAACGGGGUGACUCAUGCUCAUGCAACGCAUUUCUGGCUCAAUGAAGGUUGGACAAACUACAUUGAGCGCGUUCUUCAGGAAAAGCUCCAUUCUCCCGCCCACAGGGGCUUCAGUUAUAUCAUUGGCAACAAACAGUUGGAAGAGUCGCUGAAGGAGUACAAGGACUGCCCGAAGUAUCAGAGACUUGUUAUCGACUUCGAGUACGGCGAGGAUCCUGACAAUGCGUACUCAUCCGUACCAUAUGAGAAGGGAGCAAAUUUCAUCCUUCACCUUGAGCGUACUCUUGGCGGCCUUGAUGCCUUCCUGCCCUACGUUCGGGAUUAUGUCAAAACUUUCCAAGGCACUUCUAUUACGACUGAGCAGUGGAAGGAUCAUCUAUAUGCAUACUGGGCUAAACAAGGCAAGGACAAGAUCGAAGCAUUGGACCAGAUUGAUUGGAAUGGAUGGCUCUAUGGCGAGGGCUUACAGUUGCCUGUGGAACUCACGUACGACGAGUCGUUGGCUACGCAGGCGUAUGAUCUUGCUGGGAAGUGGGACGCGGCACGGAACUUGAGUGUGUCGGAGCUCAAGUUCAAGGAGGAGGAUCUUAGGUCCUUUGACUCAAACCAGAAAGUCGUCUUCCUUUCCCGCUUGAGAGAGUAUCCUGCGCUUCCGACUUCGCACCUCGUCCACCUUGGCAAAGUGUACAAGUUCUCGACUACGGGAAAUGCUGAAAUCAGACUGCGGUGGUACCAGCUCGUGCUGGACGUCCCGGAUGGCGCCGGUGCUCCCGAAGUUGCCAAAAAGUACGCGCCCGAGGCAGCGAAAUGGGUUGUCGGUGACGACGCAACAGGCGUGGUGAAGGGCCGGAUGAAGUUCUGCAGGCCUGUGAUGAGGGCAGUGUACAAGGUCGAUGCUGAAUUGGCGAGGAACGCGUUUGUGGGGAAGAAGGACGCAUUCCAUCCUAUUGCUAGGAGGAUGAUCGAGAAGGACCUGGGGCUGGCAUGAAACAUGAGACAUGGUCAUGGGCGCAUCUGAAUUGCUCAAAUAAUUCGCGGACGGGCCGGGUAUUGGCCGCGCUGUUGAUGAGGUUCAUUUCAGCAGGCCACCGUCCCCCCUCCUUGGUAUGCCGUAAUGUCAUUGGUCUCAUUUCGCUGAAAUCACUGUACACAAAGAUAUCGAGUGUUUUUCCGCUGUUGAUAUCAGGAUGUGAAGAGAAGAAAUGUAAGCGUCAAAGGAUCGAGGAUACUCACCUCGCCUAUGAACUCUCGUGGCAUGUUUGUUAGGCGAUGUGGGCGAUGAAUGCAGCGGACCAUGUAGUCUGGCACAAGCCGGGAUGUGUAUAUCCCACUCCAGCAAGUAAUCACAUCAUAUUAAG
Molecule: messenger RNA, 2360 nt
Organism: Punctularia strigosozonata HHB-11173 SS5
Lineage: Eukaryota; Fungi; Basidiomycota; Agaricomycetes; Corticiales; Punctulariaceae
Product: Metalloprotease
Exons: 16
Coding region: 62-1990 (642 amino acids)
Biological process (GO): proteolysis
Cellular component (GO): cytosol
Molecular function (GO): zinc ion binding; aminopeptidase activity; epoxide hydrolase activity
Source: RefSeq, a predicted model, not a curated record